GAGGAACGUUGAUCGUAUGAGGCGUCUGCCCACGCCUUUCCACAACGUCCUCAAUGCGAUAGCCAUCAUCUACCCCCGGGCCGGGAAACUGUGUUCCUAAUGGUAGCCGAUUCACCCCAGUGCAAGCCGUCCGAGGAGCCGGCAACGGAUAGGCUGAAGAUCAUUAUUGGGAUAGACUACGGGACCACAUUCACGGGUGUGAGUUACGUAACCUCGGACAAGACAAGCAUCGAUGAUAUCGACGUCAUCCGGACCUGGCCGGGCGAUGGACGCCCGGUGGAAGGCAACUGGAAGACACCCACCGUCAUUGCCUACGGAGCCGAGAAUCGGGGCGCGCGCCGCAAUCACUGGGGAUACGAGGUUCGCGGGGGCAUGGUGUCGUGUUCUUGGACGAAACUGCUGUUGGACACGUCGGCCGAGACGGCCGAGUUCGACGACCCAUCACUGCGCGACGCCACCGGCUCGGCACUCUUCCAUAUCCCUCGAGGAAAAGACGCACAGAUGGUGUGCCAGGACUUUCUAACCGAAGUGUACCGCUUCGUCGUCGACAACCUGAAAAUGCGCAUAACACCCGAGAUUUUCGACAUGACGCCGAUGGAGUGUUACCUCACCGUCCCGGCCAUCUGGACUGACAAGGCACGGACAGCUACCUGGGACGCGGCAAAGGCGGCUGGCUUCGGCUCCCGUUCUUUUGAUGCCAUCAGGAUGGUGGCCGAACCCGAAGCAGCAGCAGUGGCAGCACUGAGGAAGGACCUUCGACCCGGGUCCACGAAUGCCGUAAAGCCUGGAGACAACGUCCUGAUUCUCGACUGUGGAGGAGGAACUGUGGAUAUCACCACUUAUAUGAUCCGAAAGACGUUUCCAUCAAUCGAGUUCGAUGAGAUUUGUGUCGGAAUCGGUGGGAAAUGCGGAUCUACCUAUAUCGAUCGCAACUUUUUCAACCUGAUGACCCGGCGAUUCGGGUCAGCCUUCGAAGACGUCCCUCCCAGGCGGAGAGGUCCUGGCAGCGGGUUCAUGGCAUCGUUUGAGAAGGCAAAGCAGAGCUUUGGUAGCUCCGAAAACGACUCUUAUGAGAUCCAUCCCAUCCACAUGCAAGGCGAGUUGGACGAAGACCACUACGAUGAGGAUGAGGCGGCUGUUAUCCUGUCGAAACGCGACAUGGAGGGUAUAUUUGACCCGGUCGUCCAGGAUAUUCUGCGUCUCCUCAGUCACCAAGUCGAAUAUAUUUCGCGAACCAAGGGCAAGCGCAUUAACACGAUUGUCCUUGUUGGUGGCUUCGGAAACUCAGACUACCUGAAGCACAAGUUGGAUUCCUGGUGCGCCACAAACGGCGCAAUCAAAUGCAUCCGCCCGACCUUUUGCCAAGCUGCCGUCGUUCGCGGCGCUGCUAUUAGGGGCCUCGAGGGAGCAAUGCCGCGCACGCUCAUCUGCCGUCGUCAUUAUGGCUUCGAAUGUGGGGAGAUCUUUCGACAUGGCAUUGACGAUAUAAAAGAUGCUUACAUUUUUUGGGAUGACCUCUGCUGCCGUGGCCGCAUGACCUGGCUGAUGGAAAAGGGUGCGGAACUUUCCGACUCAACCUACCGAACAGUCCCGAUAUGCAGACGUUGGUCACCUGGUGACUCGUAUGUCUUCGAAAAGGAAUUGUACUCCUGUAACCUUGACUCGGCACCUGGACGUAUCGAGGAUGCUGGAGUCGAACACAUCGGCACUAUCACUGUGGAUUUUACUAAUGUCAACAUGUCCAGGUUCGAGAAAAGGACGUCGGCGUUUGGUGUUGAAUACAAACUCGAGUACGAAAUCGGGGUUGAUUUCAGGUCUGACGAAGGCAUUCUACGGUGCUUUUGUCUGGCCGAUGGAAAGACCAUCGGCGUCACAAGAAUCAGUUUCACCGAUCUUGCUAGGUAGCUGUCCUAGCCUGCGUUGAGGGACUAAAGCAUUUCUUCCCAACUGAGACUUCGAGGAGCUAGGACUAGCAAUUGCAAUACUGAAGUGCGAUGCGUAGUUAGCUCAGUUUGUGUGUGACGCUUGUGCGCCAUGCCACCAAGAUGGGGUUUGGGUACGGCAUAAUUUGUUGGUGACUGGAAAGAAGCAUGCAGCACGAUUUCCGGAGUUCCGCACCAUUGUUGACAAUCCGCAAACUA
Molecule: messenger RNA, 2141 nt
Organism: Chaetomium fimeti
Lineage: Eukaryota; Fungi; Ascomycota; Sordariomycetes; Sordariales; Chaetomiaceae
Exons: 10
Coding region: 100-1905 (601 amino acids)
Molecular function (GO): ATP-dependent protein folding chaperone; ATP binding
Source: RefSeq, a predicted model, not a curated record